Molecule: messenger RNA, 2005 nt
Organism: Aplysia californica (California sea hare)
Lineage: Eukaryota; Metazoa; Mollusca; Gastropoda; Aplysiida; Aplysiidae
Product: UBX domain-containing protein 1-A
Exons: 11
Coding region: 152-1159 (335 amino acids)
Molecular function (GO): protein binding
Source: RefSeq, a predicted model, not a curated record
UUUUUCUAGAUCUAUCAUGAUCACAUUUUUAGACGAUAUUCUGCAAUUUCAUUUUCACAUCUGCCCAGGCUAGAUCUAUAGCCAGGCCUAGGUCUAGUCUAUACACCGUUCAACCACUCUUCUCGGAACAUUCCCGUGCUCUUGUUUCAGCAUGCCUACAGAUGCAGAGACUCUCGCCGAAAUGGGGUUCCCCCUCAAUAGAGCGCAAAAGGCUCUCGCUAGAACUGGGUAUAAAGGUGUGCAACUGGCGAUGGAUUGGCUUUUUGCCCAUGCUGAUGAUGCUGACAUAGAUGAACCUUUUGAAGUUCCUGCCGGAAACGUUUUAGGCAAAGAGAGUGAGAGUAGUUCUGCCUCAGGGGAGGGAAGUGGAGGGACGGAUGAGAGUCAAAAAACAGAGACAAGUGAUGGUGCUGCACUUUUGCUGGCGAAAUCCCUCAAGUGUAAUGAAUGUGGCAAGCUUUUAAAGAGUGAGAUUGAUGCCCAGGCUCAUGCAGCCCGCACACAACAUACAGACUUCUCAGAGAGUACUGAAGAAAUCAAACCUUUGACUGAGGAAGAAAAGAAAGAGCAGAUGAUCAAGCUACAAGACCGUUUGAAACAGAAGAGGCUUGAAAAAGAGGAGCAAGAGAAGAAAGAGCAGAUCCAGAGAGAGAAAAUGAGGAGAAAUCAAGGUCGUGACCUUGGAAUGGCUAAGCAAAAGAUGGAGGAAGCGGAAAUGAGAAAAAUAGCAGAAGAACGGAAACGUGAGAAAAUGGAAGAGAAGAUGGCAAGACAAAGAGUCAAGGAGCAGAUAGAAAAAGAUAAGAGGGACAGAGCUGCUAAGUUUUCCAAUCAGAAGCAAGAAGCGACGGCUUCACCAUCUUCUGCACCAGCUGCACCAGUUCCAGCGGCAGCACCAGCAGCCCCGAAAGAGUACACAGACUGCAGGCUACAGAUACGGCUGACGAAUGGUCAGGCUCUCACUCAGACUUUUGGGGCCAAAGAACCACUUAGCGCCGUCCAUUUGUACGUGGAGUUGAACAGAACCGAUCCUGCAGGUCCCUUCUCCCUGAUGACUUCAUUCCCUCGAAAAGUUUUCAGCUCGGAGGAUAUGGACAAGCCAUUAGAGUCAUUAGGUCUGGUUCCAUCAGCAGUGAUCAUGGUGACCAAGCGACAGUGAUGACGGCUACAUUUCAUAUAAGAUCUUUAGUGACUGUACAUUUUAUAAUACAUCAUAAUAACAUGUAUGCAAGACAGUUGUCUUUAAAUAGCAAUUUAAAAAAGGAAAAACUUUGUGUUCAUGGCCAAUGCUGGUUUGAAAUAUCUUAUUUCAAAAUGUCCUAUAAUCUUCAAUAAAAAUAUCCUCAAUAGAUGAUUUUAGAAUGCAUCUAAAAAAUUUAGUAUACUUUUAUACCAUAGGGAUUUUCUAUUGUUGACGGCUGUCACUGAUUAAUGAAUGUAGUGAUAUUCAGCACUGUGUAUGGUUACGUAAAUUUGGAGUUGCUCAAUGUUGAGUCUCCAGUUCAUUGUUUCUCUUUGUAAAACUCCUUGCAUGGCAAAAUAGUAGCUCUUGGGAACUGGAGAAUCCCAUUUUUUAGAUUAAUGGAAGCACUUUCAUAACGGAAUUUCAAAAGUGUUGCAAUGUUUAUGGUGAACAUUUAGUUGAAGGGCAGAAGGCUGCAUGAACCAGCUAUUACCUCUUCACUGCAUCUUAAUUUCUUUGAUCUAAGUUGUAAUAACAUUGCCCAAACUUCAUGGAAAUGAGCAAAUGUUACAGCUGUCAGUCACGUUUUCUAUAAAGUGACUUACUAUCAGAACUUGAAAAAAAAUUUUCAGUAGUCAAAUCUUUUUUACAGUUGAGAUACUUAUCAACUUCAGGAAGAUAUCAGUGGGUUUUUUUCUGAAAUACAUAUUUUUUAUGUCUGGGUUUACUUCCUAAAAUGCAUAUUUUCAUCUUUACUAUUUUUUGGUCAUAUUUUGAGGGAUGAUUUUAUUUAAUAAUAAAAACUGUUUGAUCAAUACCGUA